This is a messenger RNA of Agrilus planipennis (emerald ash borer), 1358 nucleotides long. RefSeq lists its product as uncharacterized. Bases 348 to 1250 code for a protein of 300 amino acids. NCBI's taxonomy places the organism in Eukaryota, Metazoa, Arthropoda, Insecta, Coleoptera, Buprestidae. The record is from RefSeq and is a predicted model, not a curated record. The transcript has 4 exons.
UCGAUUAAAAUUUAAAAAAGAUGCAAUAAAAAAUAAUAAAUAGGGUAAAACAAAGUAAUUUUUUUUAUAGAAAUUUGACCGAUUUUUAUGGUCGAAUGAACUUAUAUAAUUUAUAUUACUAAUAAGACCACGAUUUGAAAAUUAUAUUAAAUAACACAAACAAAUAAUAGUUUUAAUUUGGUAGUUAUCUUUUUAUGAUUUGAAAUUAAAAUUAAAUAAUGUUGGUUACUAAAAUAGUAUCCAUGGUCUGUGGACAAACUAAAUAGAAGAAAAAAAAGCAAUCGAAAUGAAAAUCGAAAGCCUCCUAAGAUUAUUUUUUAAACUAACUCUAUAUUGUUUUCUUUUAAAUGACAAGAGCAAUUGAUAACUUUCAAAUGGAAGACAAUCAAAACCUUCUGACGAACAUUUUAAAGAAGCGGUACGCAAAUGUACCAGAAAAAUUACAACAAAUUAAUUCCCUUGUAUCGGAAUACACUAAAGGCAACGGGACCAAAAUGGAUUACGAAAAGAUUUUGAAUGCCUUGCAUGGAAUGAUUGCAAAUGAUGUACCACAAAAUAUUUUGCUAUAUUUCUUAACGACAAUUCCGUUACCAAAUGAAAAUAUUGGUAAAUGUGACUCUGAGUCUGAUCUUUUUAAUCUUAUGCAGAAAUCGCGAAUUACAUUGCCCGAGAGUAUUAAUAAUUCUUUGCGAAAAUAUUUUAAUGAGUUAACCAAUAAUGCAAUAAGGACCAAUGAUACGAACAAAGAAGUAAACAACGAAAAAGAAAGUGCCAUUGUCAAAACAAAUAAUAAAAGAGAUACAAGUGAUAAUAAUGAAGAUGAUGUAUUCGUUAAACCAAAAAGAAAAUCAAAAGUAUCAAGAAAAAUUAAUAAUAGCUGUUACGACUAUAAUCUGGAAGACUGCAAGUCCUUAUUAGACAUAAGUGCACAAUACGUGGUGACAAACUUUAGUGCAUUGCAUCAAUUUUAUAAACGCAAAAACGAGAUGGUUUGGAAUAUUCUGCAUACAAACCCACGCCAUGAAGUCGCACAGGUUUGUUUUGCAGUUUUGAAGGAUUUAAAUAAAAAGCGAAAGUGGUUGAGAAUGAUUGAUUCCAAUAACGUAUCAGUAGAAUCUUUAAGGGACGAAUUUAAAGGAGGCUUUUCGUUGAUAAAAAAACUUCAAAAACCUGAGUUGGAAUCGAGAAUGAACUCUUUCGAAGUUACAGAUGAGUUAAAAGAUGCGGUGAUUAAAUAUAUCAGUUCCUAAAUAAAAAAUUAAUUAAUAUUGUACGAGUUGAUUUAAGAUGUUUUAAUAAAUAUUGAACAGCCCUUAUAUGUUGACCGAGUCUGCGUGUUAAUAAACACUUCCAUAUUA